Messenger RNA from Vigna unguiculata (cowpea), 1188 nucleotides. Its product is annotated as coumaroyl-CoA:anthocyanidin 3-O-glucoside-6''-O-coumaroyltransferase 1-like. The record is from RefSeq and is a predicted model, not a curated record. Lineage: Eukaryota; Viridiplantae; Streptophyta; Magnoliopsida; Fabales; Fabaceae.
AUGGCAAUGAAUAGGAGUGAGAUAAUGGGAGAAAAUGGGAUUGUUGUUGUGACAAAUGCUAUUGAAACGGAAAUUAGAGAUUUCAAGAGUGAUGCUUUGAGAAAGGCUGAAAUUUUGAUGACAAACUUUAGAGAGUUAGUGAAAAUACAUAAAUUUGUGUUGCCUAUUGUAGGUUCACAAAAAUUGGGUGUGUACCAAACUGAUUUUGGUUGGGGAAAGCCUAAAAAUUGUGAAGCAGCACACAUUGAAUCAUCAAGGUUGAUUUCUCUUUCCGACCUUCCCACACCCCACACACCACUUCCUCCAAACAACACUUCCCAUUCUCAAACACUCUCUUUCACUCUCCCUCCAACACUUCUUCCCCUUUGUCUCCAAUCUCAUCGUUCCAACACAACCUCAUCUUUCUCACAUUCGUUACCUUCGUGGCGACUCUCUCCCCUUCAUCGUUGCAGAGUCCACCGCAGACUUCACUCUCCUCACAUCUCAUUACACGUAUCAACCUUUGUUGUAACAUGCUCCUUGAUUUGGGUUUGCUUAGUUGGAUCAGAGGAGAACAAACAAGACUCUGAUAAACUGUGCUACUUGAUGAUUCUGGUUGAUUCACGUGAUAGUCCUGAAUUUUCGUUAACUUCAACGUACUUUGGGAAUUGUCUGACUUCUUGCAUGGUGGCGAUGAAGAGAAGUGAGAUAGUGGGAGAAAAUGGGAUCGUUACUGCAGCAAAGACUAUUGAAAGGGAAAUUAGAGAUUUCAAGAGUGCAUUGAGAAAGGCUGAAAAUUUGAUGUCAGACUUUAAAGAGUUGGAGAAACUAGGUAAAUCUGUGUUGGUUAUUACAAGUUCGCCAAAAUUGGGUGUGUACCAAACUGAUUUUGGUUGGGGAAAGCCUAAGAAAUGUGAAGCGGCGCAUGUUGAAUCUUCAAAAUUUAUGUCUCUUUCUGACUGUAGAGACGAAAAAGAAGGAAUUGAGGUUGGAUUAGCUCUUGAAAGAACUCAGAUGAAUAAGUUCAGCAACAUCUUAAAAAAGGAACUUCAUAAUAUUAAUAAAUUCUGAGUGAACUAUUCAUGGGGACAGAAGCCUAUAUUUUUUCAUUUCUUUUCUGUGAGUAGUUACAUUUAUUGUUCUUUAUAUUAGGAGAACGCCUUUAUUGUUUUUAUUUUCUUUUUUUUUCUGCUACUCUAACAUGACUGA